This is a messenger RNA of Theobroma cacao (cacao), 1712 nucleotides long. Its product is annotated as pectin acetylesterase 8-like. Gene Ontology annotation, molecular function: pectin acetylesterase activity. Gene Ontology annotation, cellular component: plant-type cell wall. Lineage: Eukaryota; Viridiplantae; Streptophyta; Magnoliopsida; Malvales; Malvaceae. Gene Ontology annotation, biological process: cell wall organization. The record is from RefSeq and is a predicted model, not a curated record.
GAUCAGUGUCGGCUCUCGGGUUCUGUUCUCUGCACAAACAGCAAGUCCUUUUUGUAGCCCACAAACACAAUACAAAAGGGAGCACUUCCACUUUCCAGUUUUCACUCAUAAAAAAGGCCACUUUUCACAUAAUUUGUCUUCUUCCUCCUGUACACAUAUCCCCGUUUUUUGUAUUGGUUUAAGAAUUCAGACUCCUUUUGCUCUCCUGGAAGUUGGAACGCGAAUGCUCUGAGGACUGAGGACGGGGAGCGAGCUGGAUUACCAACUCCGUCGCAUUCUCUCCGAAGGCGGUCCCAUCCCAUCUUCAGAAUGGUGGAUACAAGAUCCUGUCAAUGGUUACAUCUUCUUGUUUUGGGACUGCUGUGGUUCAAAACACAAGGGGUUUACGUCCCAAUUACCUAUGUUCAAAGUGCAGUAGCGAAAGGAGCUGUUUGUUUGGAUGGAAGCCCGCCAGCUUACCAUUGGGACAGGGGAUACGGAACUGGAAUUAACAGUUGGUUAAUUCAGCUUGAGGGAGGAGGAUGGUGCAAUAAUGUCACUAGUUGCCUGGUUCGUAAAAAUACUCAUUUAGGUUCCUCUAAAAGAAUGGUCAAGCAAAUUCCUUUCUCUGGCAUAUUGAAUAACAAACAUCAAUUCAAUCCAGACUUUUACAAUUGGAAUAGAGUCAAAGUCAGGUAUUGUGAUGGAUCAUCAUUCACAGGCGACGUGGCAGCAGUCAAUCCAGUCACUAAUCUUCACUUCAGAGGUGCGAGGGUCUGGCUUGCUGUCAUGGAGGAUCUGUUGGCAAAAGGAAUGAGAAAUGCUGAAAAUGCUGUUCUUUCCGGAUGUUCAGCUGGUGGAUUGGCGUCCAUCCUGCAUUGUGAUAGCUUCCUAGCCCUCCUACCUAUGGGUACUAAAGUAAAAUGUCUUUCAGAUGCUGGUUAUUUUAUCAAUGCGAAGGAUGUGUCUGGAGGACAUUAUAUUGAAGCCUUCUUUAACCAAUUAGUUGCAACACAUGGAUCAGCAAAGAAUUUGCUUCCAUCCUGCACUUCAAGAAUGAGACCCGGUCUGUGUUUUUUCCCAGAAUACAUGGCGCAGCAAAUACAAACACCUCUUUUUUUUAUCAAUGCAGCGUACGAUUCAUGGCAGAUACGAAACAUUUUGGCACCUGGCAUUGCUGAUCCCCGUGGCUAUUGGGAGAGCUGCAAGCUUGAUAUAAAGAACUGCUUGCCCAGCCAAAUCAAAACCAUGCAAGACUUCAGGUUGCAAUUCUUAGUUGCACUGCUUCGACUAGGCAAGUCUUCAUCAAGAGGAAUGUUUAUAGACUCUUGCUAUGCCCAUUGCCAAACUGAGAUGCAGGGAUUAUGGCUUAUGCCAGACUCGCCAUUGUUGAAUAAAACCUCAAUUGCCAAGGCAGUAGGAGACUGGUUUUAUGACCGGAAUCCGUUCCAAAAGAUAGAUUGUGCUUAUCCUUGCAACCCCACUUGCCACAACCGCAUUUAUGAACAGCCGGCUCAUCACUACCCCAAUUUAUAGAUCUUCGCUUGUAGCUCUAUAUGCAUAUAGAUAUAAACAGAAACCAUUAUUUAGGUUGAAUGCAAUGAAAUUUACGAUUGGUCAAGUCCUCUAAAUAAGCAUAGACCACCACUGCACUAACCUUGUGUGCUGGGUGGCUUCAUUCUUUGUGUAUUCAGAUUCUUAUUCUUAAUAAAUCAAUUUUUUUCCAAUCUAAA